AUGAUGACUGGGCGAAGGAAAGAUCCAAUUUGGAACUACUUCAUCGAAAUCAAAGACAAAAAUAAAACAACACGUGCUAAAUGCCUAAAAUGCUCGAUGGAAAUGGCUGGUCUAGUGAUGCGUAUGAAAUUGCAUAAAAACAAAUGCAUUAGUAUUUUAGAAGAUUCAAUUGUUGAUGAACCAGAAAACGAUCAAUUAACAGGAGAUCCUGGAGAUGGCUUAGGAGGACCUACAACUAAACGUCCUUGUUCAAGUUCAUUACUUGACACUGGAGGGAGUUUAAACCUAGAAGGAUCAUCUUCGUGCAAAAAGUCAUCAUCUAUGAAUACAUUUAUUUACAGGACAAGCCCAUCAGAAAAAAUUAAAUUGGAUCAUCAGAUUGCCAAGUACAUUUACGCUACUAAUUCUUCUUUCUCAUACGUUGAACACCCAGAAUUUAAACGUAUGAUUGAAAUGUUGCGUCCUGGUUACAUACCUCCUAACAGGGAUAAUAUUGGUAAUAAAUUGUUAAAUGAAACAUUUGUAACAAUAGAUCAGGAAAUAAGAAAUAUAUUAAAAGGAAAGUCUGUAUGUUUGGCCAUGGAUGGUUGGAGUAAUAUUCACAACGAACCUAUCAUCUGUAUUUCAUGUUACAGCCCAACUGAUGAUGUUGUUUGUCUCAUUGACACUAUUGAAACACAAGAAAAUAGUCACACUUCUCAGUAUUUGUUAAAAAUAAUAAUUGAAUCAGUGAAGAAGUGUAAAGAAAUUGGUUGUGAUGUUAGAAGUGUUGUAACGGAUAAUGCCGCCAACAUGAGUAAAAUGAGACAAGAAUUAUCAAACUCUGAACUAAACGAUGGGAGUACAAGUUCUGGAUAUUUUGACAUACUAACUUAUGGGUGUUCAGCACAUAUUCUUAAUUUGCUUGCUCAUGAUGUUAAUGAAAAAAGUAUUAAGGAUAAUGUGAAAGAAAUUGUGAAGUAUUUUAAGUAUCAUCAUUUACCAGCCGCAAAGUAUAAAGCACUUGGUGGAAAAGCACUAAUCUUACCUAUUGAUGUUAGAUGGAAUACAUUAUAUGACUGCUUAAAAUCAUAUAUUGAUAACUGGCAUAUAAUUUAUCAAGUUUGUUCUGAAAAUAGGUCAGCAAUUGAAAACAAAAUUCUAAAAUUAGUUCAUGAUGUUGAACUCAAAAAUAACACAGAAACAUACUUGAUCAAAUUAAAAAAUAUAUCAACUGCUUUGGACAUUACUCAAAAAAAUUCUUGUACUAUUGGAGAAUCAGUUGAAGUUUGGUUAAGACUUAAAACAUUCUUUGAAAGUGAAUGUGAUGAUAAUGAUAUACAAAAAUUCAAAAACAGAUUUAACAUGGCAAUGACUCCAGCUCAUUUUUUAGCAAAUCUUCUUCAUCCACAGUAUAGAGGCUUACAAUUAAGCGAAGAACAGCAUGAUGCAGCAUUUAAUUAUGCUAAUCUAUAUCAUCCUAAUGUUGUGAAUGAAAUUAUAUCAUUUCAAGCACAGUCAUUACCAUUUAAAGAGUAUUUGUUUAAUGAUAAUGCAAUAAAUAAUAUAUCAGCAUUGACAUGGUGGACAUCAUUAAAAAAACAGUCUAAAUUAUCAAAAGAUAUGGAAUAUUUGGUUGAACAAUUGUUUACUGCUAUCUGUAGCUCUGCUGGGAUUGAACGCGUAUUCUCCACCUUUGGAUAUAUACAUUCUAAAACUCGAAAUAGACUAGGAGUCGCAAAGGCCUCAAAACUGGUAACAAUAUUUAAACACUUAAAUACCAAAAAUCAAACUAAUAACUUAUAA
Molecule: messenger RNA, 1785 nt
Organism: Macrosiphum euphorbiae (potato aphid)
Lineage: Eukaryota; Metazoa; Arthropoda; Insecta; Hemiptera; Aphididae
Source: the annotation of a GenBank genome assembly